AUGAAACCUGACUUGUUCCCUAAAGAGAAGCUUCGUGUGCAAGAAAAAGGGGCGUCGCCAACUUCAGUUUCACCUGAAACUGACGCUGGUUCCUCCCUAGGUGAUAUCGUUGAAACCAACGCUGGUUCCUCCCUAGGUGAUAUCGUUGAAACCAACGCUGGUUCCUCCCUAGGUGAUAUCGUUGAAACCAACGCUGGUUCCUCCCUAGGUGAUAUCGUUGAAACCAACGCUGGUUCCUCCCUAGGUGAUAUCGUUGAAACCAACGCUGGUUCCUCCCUAGGUGAUAUCGUUGAAACCAACGCUGGUUCCUCCCUAGGUGAUAUCGUUGAAACCAACGCCAGUGCGGAAACUGCCAGAAUUCGCAACGAAACGGUACUUGUCGUUUCACAGCAACUGAUAAUAGCGAUCACGGUGUCUGGCUUUUUUGGGCUAAUCGUCUAUGUCAUCUAUUGUGCCGCUGUACGACCCACUCUGGACGAAAAAGGAUCGGACCAAGAACUGGAGACUAGCGAUGUUGACCAACAUAAUGAAAUCGAAACGAUUUUCAAAGAACGUCUUCGACAGGCGAACUCUGACAGAGAUGGCGUAUGCACAGAAAUGGAGACAUAUACUUUAUUACAAGAGUGA
Messenger RNA from Acanthosepion pharaonis, 627 nucleotides. The record is from the annotation of a GenBank genome assembly. Lineage: Eukaryota; Metazoa; Mollusca; Cephalopoda; Sepiida; Sepiidae.